Penicillium nucicola is the source of this 1527-nucleotide messenger RNA. RefSeq lists its product as uncharacterized. The record is from RefSeq and is a predicted model, not a curated record. Gene Ontology annotation, biological process: regulation of DNA-templated transcription. The transcript has 3 exons. Lineage: Eukaryota; Fungi; Ascomycota; Eurotiomycetes; Eurotiales; Aspergillaceae. Gene Ontology annotation, molecular function: DNA-binding transcription factor activity. The coding region runs from base 1 to 1527 and encodes 508 amino acids.
AUGCAGGACUAUGGGAAUUCCUCAGAUGUGCUAUCAGACAUGCUCUCAUCCAGGUCCUACUUGGACUUGUCUUCGGAGCGGCCACAGGUUCUUCCCAGACGGGAACUAGACUCCGAAAUUAAACAUGAGCCGGAGCGCAGCCUAAGGCCGCGGAACAAGCGUGACCCUAAAGCACCGGAAAUGACCGACCAGCUAGGGAUCAACAGGGAAUCGGCAGCUCCGGAUCGUCCCGCUCGGAAGCGAGGUCGGCCAAGAAUGGAGACAGUCAAGGAUGCGGCUGCCAUUGAGGAGCGUCGUCUGCAGAUUCGACGUGCCCAACGCACUUAUCGACUCAAAAAAGAAUCAACGAUUCAGUCCCUCAAAUCUCGCGUCGAUGGACUGGAACGGACCUUGGAGAAAGUCUCUCAUCUACUCGGUGCUGCCCAUCAGGAUUCAGCUAGUCACCAGGGUGGCACACUGACGACACAGCCUGGCAACGACUAUCUGACUCACGCACGAGAGUUGAUUUUAGCAGAGCUCCAUACGACCCCAUCUACCCCAGAGGAAGAUGAGAAUCUUGAGCCAGCUCGCCAACCAUCGAGUGAGACCUUAGGAUACCAAGUCUCGCACGCGUUGAGCUACGCAGAUGAACAACCCCAUCAGAAGGAACGUUCUUCAUACUCCAACCACGCCAGGUCCCCUUCCCCACUAAUCAACCGUAUCCUCCCAAACACAACAAUAUAUACGUAUAGCCACCAAGAAUCUAAUCUCUCACGACGUCUGCACAGGUUCUGCCUCGAGCAUAUUUACCGCUGGCUCACAGAUGCUCGCACCGAGCCAGCACUACUAGGUCGUGUCUUUGGACUCGUACCGUGCAUACAAGACAUGCCAGGGAUAAGACGCAGUUUCCGGCGUGCACUACAUUCCGAGAUUGGAAGUACGCUGGAAUUUACCAAGCUGCCUUUCUACACGCUCGGUGGAGCGGGAACGCAUUUUCCACGGAAGGAUAGAGAUGGGAUGCCCAUUUCCCCAGAUAAUAGUCGGAGACCUGGCAAGAUUUUGCGAAGGAUGGUACGCAUUCUGGAGCGUGGGGGAAUUCAAGAUUGGGAUGAGGAUUGGAGUGGAGAUCGGGAGCCCGGGAUUACGGGGCCGGGUCAAAGGCCCCUGGACAUGGAUCGGGAUGAGAGGAUCCGUUCGUUGGAUCUGGAUGGUGAGUGGUUUGACUGCCAUGAUAUACAGGGCUAUCUGGAGUCCCGCGGCCUUACGCUUGAUGGGUCGGCGCUGAGGCUGGAGGUACCCCCUGCUAUGGUUUGGCAUCUUCAUGGAUUCUCACCCGAUCAGUCUGUGUCGAGUCUGUACCAAACCCCCGACGAGGUUUGCAUCAACCAGCCAGCAUCAGAGCCGAGCUCGUCUUACAUGCUGGACCUGGAGUGUUUCUUUGAUCUUCUUCUGGCCAACUUACGAAUCCUUGGCCGCGCUCCAGGGUUCCGAGUCUGGGAUGUUGACUCUGCGUUGAGAUCCGCCAUCCAUCGACGCCCGUUCAACUAG